This is a messenger RNA of Mesorhabditis spiculigera, 2316 nucleotides long. NCBI's taxonomy places the organism in Eukaryota, Metazoa, Nematoda, Chromadorea, Rhabditida, Rhabditidae. The record is from the annotation of a GenBank genome assembly.
AUGACUGUCAGCAAGCUGAAAACGAAGGGCAAAAAGAAGGGGCAGAGCCUGGACGACAAGGUCCGGAAGAAGCUCCACCUGAACAAGCAGGAUCGAGGACGGGUCAUCAAACAGAAGAAGCGGCUUGCCAUCAAGAAAGCCGUAGAGGAGCGCGUCAAGGAGAACAUGGCCGAGCUGGGCAUCAGCGGGCGUACGCGCGAGCCCUCCGUUGCCUCCGAAAGCAGUUUUGGAUCGGUGCCGCCGCCGAAGAGACUGAAAAAGAGGGUCUCCUUCUCGGCGACACUUUGCGAGCAGAAGGAAUUCAAGAAGACGGACGAGAUCGAGGCGCGCCUUUCAGAAGCUUCACCUGGGCGCAGCAUUUUGUCAACGCCAAACAAAAAGAGUCUUCGAAAGGCGGCCGCUGCCAAAGCAAAUACCGAGAUCGCUGACGCUGACGACAGUAUGGAUGGUGUAGAAGAAUCAACCGACACACCGACCCCUAAAAAAGCCACCACCAAAGUUCCAAAGAUCAAGCCGGUGCUGCAGGUCCCAAAGAAAGUGAAAGAACAGCUGAUGAAUAUGCCGCGCAAGGAACGGAAGGCUUUCCUCGUCGAGUUGCGCAAGAAGCAGAAGCCCAAUCUAACCAUCGCCAACGACUGUAAAGCACUUUGGGAACGGGCCCGGAUGAAGAAGGUCGCCAAGGACGAGAAGGACGAGAUCAUCAGGAAAUUGGUCGGGCUCGUCAAAGGCCAUGCAAAGCAGCUCAUCUACGCCCACGACAUGUCGCGCAUCUUCCAAUAUUUGCUAAAGUUGGAGCGUGAAGGUAUCACCGAGAUGCUCUUCCACGAGCUGAGCUCCGAGCUGGUGCGCAUGUCGAAGAGCCCCUAUGCCCGGUUCUUUGUGAAGCGGAUGCUAAAAUAUGGUUCUCGUCAACAGCGUUCUACAAUUAUCGACGCGUUCCGGGGACACGCCGUGGCGAUGCUUGGCAACGUUUUUUCUGCAGAUAUCCUUGAAUCCGUCUACAACGAGUACGCCAACGCCCAGCAGCGCUUCGACAUGAUCACCGAAUUUUACGGGAAGGAAUUUGUGAUUUUUAGACUUGACAAAAUCAAGACCCUUGACGAGAUUAUUGCCGCCGAGCCCGCGAAGCGACCCCUGAUCACCAAAUAUCUGGAGGAAAUCCUCGUCGACAAAUGCACGAACAAAAUUACCCUGCGCCAUUCGCUCGUCCACAAAUUGAUGUCCGACCUGUUAGAGCACGGGGACAAGGACCAGAAGAGCAAUUUGCUGGAUGCUGUCAAGGAUAAGAUUCCCGAAAUCGUUCACACUCCAUAUGGUGCGCGCGUGGCGAUGAAAUGUGUGUGGAUGGCAAACGCAAAGGACCGCAAGCUGAUCGUCAAGAACUUCAAAGACCUCUCCGUGAAGGCAGCGAAAGAAAAGUUUGGACAGCGGGUACUCUGCACCAUCUUCGAUCAAGUCGACGACACCAAGCUCGUCAACAAGUUCAUAACUUCGGAAUUGGGCAACCACGUCGGUGACUUGAUGCAGGAUCGAUGGGGCUGCCUAUGUCUCGAGUACAUUGCACACCCUCGUGACGGGCGCUCGAUGGACCAUGCGUUGAUCAAAGAGCUGGAGCGGGGCGAUGGCAACGAGCAUUCGAAAAAGGAAAAGAAGGACAGAUAUGCCGAAAUCUUCGAACAAAUCGCGAAUCCGCUGCUCACCUACUGUGCCGCCAACAUGGACGAGCUGAUCUUUGGGCAAAUGGCGCCCGUUACCGUGCACACCGUCCGAAAGAUGCUAGAGCUUCCAAUUCCCCGUGAUCUCUUUGAACGAAAGGUGGAGGGCGCCGAUCGGAUCGCCUGCUACGAGGCCAUCGCCAAGCUCGCCGCCGAGGAGUUCAUCCCGAUGAACCCGGAACGUUUCCACUUGAUUGAAUCCACGAACGGCGGCUACCUGGUCGGGCAACUUCUGCGCCAAGAUUCGCGAUUGCCCGUUGAGCAGCGACUUUCCACGCAGUUCAUCACGCAUGUGCCGUUGGAGUCGUUGUCGGGCUGGCUUUCAUGUAAUAAGGGCUGCUUCGUCCUGCUGCGCAUGUGGGAACACGGCGGCGAUGCCGUGCAAAAGAAGCUGCGCAAGCUGAUCGACGUGAAACGGCUCGAACGGUACUCCUUCGUCGGGGCACGCCUGUUGCGCGAGGCGUUAACUGGAGCCAAGGCUACCGUGAAGAAGGAAGUAAAGGAGGAGCCCGGCAUAAAUGGUGUCGCGCUCGAUGAGGAUGAAUACGAGGUGCUGGACGACGGGGACGACAUGGAGCAAGCCAAUUCCGACAGCGACGAC